CCGCAUUCUCAAGUGCUUUGUUUUAGGAACGGUAGAGCUAGUGUUCCCCGUCUAUCAUUCGGGUCAGAGUUAUGGGCGAACCCCAGGCUUCCCUCCUUUUGAAGAAACAGCUUGCUGAGCUGAGACGAUUGCCUGUGGAGGGAUUUUCGGCAGGACUAGUAAACGAUGACGACAUUUACAAGUGGGAAGUUCUUGUCAUCGGUCCACCGGACACCCUUUACGAAGGCGGAUUUUUCAAGGCAAUAUUAGAUUUUCCCAAGGACUAUCCUCAGAAACCACCAAAGAUGAGGUUUGUAUCCGAGAUCUGGCAUCCAAACAUUGAUAAGGAUGGUCAUGUUUGCAUUUCUAUUCUGCAUGAUCCUGGAGACGACAAAUGGGGUUAUGAACGACCAGAGGAGCGCUGGUUGCCAGUGCAUACAGUUGAGACAAUCUUGCUUUCUGUUAUCUCCAUGCUUGCUGAUCCCAACUUCGAGUCUCCUGCAAAUGUCGAUGCUGCGAAAAUGCAGCGGGAAAACUAUCCAGAGUUCAAAAAGCGAGUGGCCGCUUGCGUUCGCAAAAGCCAGGAAGAAUGAUGUAUGACAAUGUUAUGAGAAAUAACCAGAAACCCACUAAGUUUAUGAAUGAUGUGUAUUAUUUUCUCGUCUCUUGCACAUGCUCCAUAAUUUUACGGUCAUAAAAAUAUUUUUUUUUGAAAAGUGGAUGGUAUAUGGAAUUAAUUUGUGGUUUCUGGUGAAAAAAAAGUUUUUUUUGUUUCUUUGACAUAUAAUUGUGUGAUGUUUUUGCAUGCGCUGCACCGGUUUUU
Molecule: messenger RNA, 802 nt
Organism: Cylicocyclus nassatus
Lineage: Eukaryota; Metazoa; Nematoda; Chromadorea; Rhabditida; Strongylidae
Source: the annotation of a GenBank genome assembly